This is a messenger RNA of Lymnaea stagnalis (great pond snail), 1785 nucleotides long. The record is from the annotation of a GenBank genome assembly. Lineage: Eukaryota; Metazoa; Mollusca; Gastropoda; Lymnaeidae.
CUAGUUAAAUAUUUUAUGAUCUAAUAUACGUUGUUUUUUUUUUUUUGUUUUUUUUUGAGCUGAUCUGUUCAAGAUACAAGUGAUCAUAAUGUGAAAGUUAGUCGUCUCUAGAAAAAUACGUGAACGUGUGUCGCCGCGGUAAAAAACGUGAACAUAUAUUUACUUAUAUCUUCAAGUAUUUCAAUAUAAAUAAUUGUAAAUUUCUGAACUGUACACAAAAGGUGAUCACUCUUUUCAAAUCAUUUUUAAAAAGGAAAAUAUUUUUACAGUUAAAACGUUACUAAAAAAAAACCUAUAAAAACUGAGUACGUACUAUAAAUUUGUGAAUACCUUGAUGUAGUUGCCUUUGAUAACCCAAAUAGCACAAAGAGGAACUUCCUCGCCGCAUCAUAAAAACUGGAAAUAGCAGACGCCAGUGUAAACGUGGCGCUCUUUUGACAAAAUCAGACAGGUUUCCUGAAUCGUCACAAAUUUAAAAGGGAGAUCCCUCACUAUCAGAUCUGACCAUACAUGUUCAACACACGCUUAGCAGUCUGAUACAAUGGAGUCGGAAUGUUGGAACAUAUCCCUGGAGGGAUCAGAUACGACGGUGAACGUCGGGUCAGAGGCCGACGCGUUUAGUUCCCGCGACCUCCUUAGCGAUGACCUGGCCCAUAUCUUUACGCUCGCCAACUUCGUCGUCAUCUCCGGAACCGUAAGCCUUUUCGGCUUAAUCUUCAACCUCAUCAACAUCGCAGUGUUCUCGAAGCUCGACUUCUCGGACACCACCAACAUCACCCUGCUGAGUCUGUCGAUAGCCGACGCUGGCAUCCUACUGACCUUGAUCUGGUUGAGCUUGUGCUACAAUCCGUUAGUGGCUAAAUCCUUCCCAAACUUGGACUUUAUGGCCAUCCAACACGUCUCGGGAGGCUGGCCCAACAUCUGUUUCUCUCGCGUUUCCGGUUGGCUGACCGUCUUCAUCACGUUCGAGAGGUACCUCUGCAUUGCCGCGCCUCUUAAAGUCAAAACCAUUUUAACCCCUUCUAGAACCGUGGCCAUCAAUGUUAUAAUCUACGUCAUCAUGGCGGCCGCGGUAGUUCCGGUGUACCUGGCAUGCCGGCUGGAGCCUUCCUUCAGUCCUUCUCUGAACAGAUCUGUCAUUUCCCUGGUCUACGGCGAGUACGGCCACGAGUUGGAGAGUUUCUCCUUGUCUUUCAACGUCUUCGCCCAGCUGACGGCCUUCACCCUUGUGGUGCUCUGCACGACUGGACUCACGCGCACUUUCCUCCACAAAGUCCAGUGGCGGAACAAGGCGUCGUCCUCGGGGAGUAAUGCGGGCAUGUCGACACGAGACAAGAAACUGGUGAAAAUGAUUAUUCUGAUCGCUGCCAUCUUUAUCGUCAGCUCCCUCCCCGGGGUGGUCGGCAUCUUGGCGAUGUCCUGCUACGAAGAUUAUAACAUAACGGGCAGGUACAAAAAUCUGUUCGUGACCAGCUGGGCGUUCUUUUUUACCUUGGGGUCCAUCAACUCUACGGUCAACAUCUUCGUUUAUCUCUACAUGAGCACGAAAUUCAGGGAAACCCUCUUGUCUAUUUUUAGACUUGGUCAACGGCUCAAGAAAACUUGAGUCGCGAAAUAUAAAACAAUUGAAUUUUUAAGAUUUGAAAACGUUCAGGAUCUAUACAAAGGCCUGUACCUUCUGUGAUUGAAAAGAACACGUUUCUUCGCUUUGUAAGCUAUAGCUUUAGUUGACAGCAGGCUUUAACACUUCUUUUUCUGUAACCUUACCACCUAAAUAAAUCCAGC